UCAGGCGCUGUGGACAUGUCCGCCAUGUUUUCCAUGGCACUGGGAGCGGAUCAUCCAAGAAAAAUAGCUUCUAAAUCCAGUUAAACUCGACCAGAAAUGGCUUUUCUCACUGGAUUUCGACCGAAUGGGAACAAAUGAAUCCUAUUAUUGUGCAAAAAACGGAGUCCCUUGUGGAUUUAUACCGAGUUUUUGAGCGAAUUCUGGCGCGAUACAUGUUUCCUUCGCAUUCUAUGUAAUUGCGAUAGGGGGCAAACAAUGAGUAAACUAUCGUUCCGUGCGCGAGCGCUAGACGCCGCCAAACCUCUCCCCAUAUACCGCAACAAAGAUCUUCCAGACCUAAAGGACUGCGUUUCGAUCAACCGGGCUGUGCCGCAGAUGCCUACGGGCAUGGAAAAGGAAGAAGAAUCGGAGCACCAUCUCCAAAGGGCCAUCUCUGCCCAGUCGGUUUUCAGGGAGAAGAAGGAGAACAUGGUCAUCCCAGUGCCUGAGGCAGAAAGCAACAUCACUUACUACGACCGCCUCUACAAAGGAGAGCUCAAGAUCCCCAAACAGCUCUUCCACAUCCAGCCUCUGGGUCUAGAUAAUGAGCAGCCAGACUAUGACAUGGACUCAGAGGAUGAGACUCUCCUCAACAGACUCAACCGCAAGAUGGAAAUCAAACCCAUACAAUUUGAGACCAUGGUGGACAGGUUGGAGAAAGCCAGCGCAAACCAGCUGGUCACUAUCACAGAGGCCAAACUCCUGUUGAAUGAGGACGACUAUCUGCUCAAGUCAGUGUAUGACUACUGGGUGAGAAAGAGGAAGAACUGCCGGGGCCCAUCGCUCAUCCCCCUCAUCAAGCAGGAGAAGAGAGAUGGCUCCACCAACAACGACGCCUACGUGGCCUUCAGGCGGCGCACGGAGAAGAUGCAGACCAGGAAGAACCGUAAAAACGAUGAGGCGUCCUAUGAGAAGAUGCUUAAGCUGAGGAGAGAGUUCAGUCGCACGGUCACUAUCCUGGAGAUGAUCAAAAGGAGGGAGAAGAGCAAGAGAGAGUUGUUGCACCUCACCCUGGAGGUGGUCGAGAAGAGAUAUCAGAUGGGUGACUUUACAGGUGAAGUCCUCAGUGAGGUGACUGCUCCUCUUGCUGAGAAACCCAUGUACACCUCUCCAAUCACUCUAAGCAAUGGGAACCGUCAUAACCAUAAAGCAGAGAUCAAAAUCAAGACACACAGAUCAGGUGGGCUCCAGUACCACGGGCACCACAACAUCUCUGUGAAGGAAGAGGAUCCCUUUGACUUUGUCAGACCAAGGAAGAAGUACACCAGGCGGGACCCUCUGUGCCGUCCUGGCAGGCCUGCCAAGCGCCAGCAUGUGGUUAACAAGGCCGAUAUCAAACAGUAUGACUUCCACAGCUCUGGAGAGGAGGACUACCCACUGUCUCCGCCGUCAGAACCGGACGAGGAGAAUGAUCCAGACGGGGCGUUCGCCUUCAGAAGGAAAGCAGGAUGCAGUUACCUAGCUCCCUGUGUGGCCCAGAGCUCUGGGUUCCUGUGGGAACACCCUGAGUUGGUUGGGCUGGAUGCUGUCCGGUAUCGUCACUCCCUCACUGCUCUUUCUGUGCCCCAACGCUGUGUUGGACUGGCCCGCAGGAGGGUGGGUCGAGGUGGCAGGAUUCUGAUGGAUCGAGCCUCAUCUGAACUGGACACUGUUUUAAAGCAACUGGACUCGGCCGUCUACACCUCCUUUGGCCGACCUGGGCCUCCGGACUGCCCUGACCCCUGGCUAUCGUCACAGAACCACAAAACGAUGCCUCGCUCUGGCUCAUCACUGGCAGACAUCCUGAGCAACAUCCAGGAUCUGCGGUGGCGCUGUUUCAGACCAAGGCCCACUCAAGGUGACUGCACUGGGGACAGAAGUACAGGCAGACCUUCUGUGGACUGCAGGUUGUCGGAAGCAUUGUUGGUUCCCGCCAAGAACAGUGGCUCAGUCGGCAUCACAGAGGAGCAGUACCACACUCAUCAGCAGCAGCUGGCUCAGAUGCAGAAACAGCAGCUGGCUCAACUGCAGCUCAAAGCUCCUCCCCAGCCACAGCAUUCCUUACUGCCAGAGCGACAAAACCCACAGACUGCUGGCUCCACUGACUCCAUCAUUUCAAAGACUCUGGACUCAGCCAGUGCCUAUUUUGCGGCAUCCGCUGUGAUCAGUGCUUCGGGACAGGUCAACAAUGAGAACAAACCCCACAAUGCCACCGUCAACGGGGUCUUGCAGCCAUCAGGGCCCUCCAGACCUCCUCACUCCACCACCUCACAUGGUGCCACGGUGUCAGACAGGUCAGGUAGGAGUCUUUGUGGUGGUGGCCCUCUCUUCCCUGCCCACACCACCACCUCCACGCCACAGUCUCUGCCCAACCACCGAGACCAAGGCCAUGGCAGCGCUGUCUCCCCUGCCCACCACCACCACAAUGCCCGGCCCUCGGGCCCCUUGCCUUCUGCCUUAAAGCUGGCCACUGUGGCAACCAGCAGCCUGGACCGCGUGCCCAAGGUGACACCUGCCUCCGCCAUUGGCAGCAUGGCCAGGUAAAACCACAUGGAUAAUCAUGAACCUGAGAGACUUGCAUUGAACGGAAUAUCGGAGACCACAGUACCGAUGGAGGUGACAUAACCCUCUACCCUAUCCUCCCUCGUACCCAUUCUGCUCAGACCGGUGAAUGUGACAAUCGGACUCGUCUGUAGGAAGAAUACAGUCUCCAGCCACCAGAGGGCAAGCGUGUACAAGGACCUAUACAGAACCGAGCAUAUCAAAAUAUUAUAACAAAUUUGUCAAUAUUAUAAAUGUACAUUUUGUAAAUUGGGAAUAUCACUACCUUGUAAGAUAGUAUAUUUGUAUCAUUAGUAUGUUUAUUUUCUGUUACUUGAAUUCAAGAGAAUUUGUCAUCAUGCUUUCGCACUUGAAAAAUGCAAACAAAAUAGUACAUGUAAAAAUGCAAAACGACGUUUGUUGGGAUCAUGAGCAUGAACCACAGAUCCUGUGUCACUCAUUUUCACUAUUUAUUUUGCAAUGUUUACAUUUUUGUAUCUAAAGAGGAAACAAAUCAGCAAAAUAUAGACAUCGGUCUUGCUAGCAUUUGGUUUUUGUGCUUUUUUUUUCUAAUGAUGGAAAAAUGAGCCUGAUUUGAUUUGGUUUCACAAAUUAAAUAGGUAUGGUCUUUUUGUAAGUAGAUUAGUCACAAUUUUCCCCUUCAGACAAGUAUUUUCUGUUACUUUGUCAGAUGUAACAGGAAUUGAUUGUCUUUUUAAUUUUUUAUUCUUUUUUUUUUUCAUUUGAUGCCGAAUUUUCCAAAAACAGUGAAGCAAUCGUAAAAAUUUGCCAGUCGCCAUAUGAACCUAUUUAUUUAAAUUUACAUCUAAAUUAAUAAAUACAUCCUAAAAUCAGUCUGCAGAUGGAAAGCUGGAAAUCUUUUUUUAUAAUAUAUUUGUCUUUUUAAACGGGUAGGGAGUUUAAGCCAAUGAACAGUACACAGGAAUCUUAACAUUCUAUCUGUAAUGUAUUGCGCUGUAUAAUCUUGCAUAUUACUUGGCAACUUUUGAACGACUUACCCCUUUGGAUUGGGGAGUGCACAUCAAUAUUUUUGGUAUUUUUUUUUCUCCUUGGGUCAAGGGGCAAGUAACAUGUUGAAACAAUGUCUGGUGGUCAGUGCUUGACCUCCCCUGUAGAAGAAUGUAGUUGUAGAGAUUCCUGUACAAAUAUUAGAAAACAUGUUUAGAUAAUUAGUAAUACCUAGUGUUCAUGCACUAUUACUUCAGACAUUUUCCCUGUUACUUGUUCUUGAAGUGUUUCAGAAAAAAUGCUGGGAAAUAAAAAUAUAUCUAUACAUAUC
This is a messenger RNA of Esox lucius (northern pike), 3859 nucleotides long. It is a transcript of the gene epc2, whose product is annotated as enhancer of polycomb homolog 2 (Drosophila). The transcript is spliced from 14 exons. Gene Ontology annotation, cellular component: piccolo histone acetyltransferase complex. Bases 256 to 2562 code for a protein of 768 amino acids. Gene Ontology annotation, biological process: regulation of transcription by RNA polymerase II. NCBI's taxonomy places the organism in Eukaryota, Metazoa, Chordata, Actinopteri, Esociformes, Esocidae. The record is from RefSeq and is a predicted model, not a curated record.